Messenger RNA from Purpureocillium lilacinum, 1182 nucleotides. RefSeq lists its product as uncharacterized. Gene Ontology annotation, molecular function: proteasome binding. Lineage: Eukaryota; Fungi; Ascomycota; Sordariomycetes; Hypocreales; Ophiocordycipitaceae. The record is from RefSeq and is a predicted model, not a curated record.
AUGGCAGACGACGGCCGCGCAACAACACCAGUAUCGCCAGCGGCAGCGGCGGCGGCGGCGCCAGCCACCCCGUCCGCCGCCUCGGACGUAGCCACAGACGCAGACGCCGGCUUCCUCACCAUCGUCGUCUCGCACCGCAAGCACAACUACUCGUUCGAGCUGCCCGACGACGCCACCGUCGCCGACCUCUUCGACGACGUCGCCGCCACCCUCGACAUCCCCACCUGCAACCAAAAGAUGCUCGUCCCCCGCGGGCCCCUCCUCAAGAUGCCCUUCAAGGACCCCGCCAUGACGCUGCAUUCGCUGCAGGGCAAGACGCUCACCCUCAUGGGCACCCCGGCCGCCGAGGUCCAGGCUGUCAACACCAUGGCCGACCGCGUCGCCCGUCGUAACGCCGCCCGCGCUGCCCAGCGAGCAAAGGCACACCACGGCAGCCACAACCACAACCACAAGCCGCGCUCCGUCACCGCCGCCGACGACGCCCGCUACACAUUCCUGCAGGUCCGCCCGCUCGACGGCCUGCCGCGGCCUGAGCGCAGCCUCGCCCUGCUGCACCGCCUCAAGGAGGACCCGGGCAUCCGCGCCGCCAUGCGCAAACACCGCUUCGUCGUCUCCCUGCUCACCGAGAUGGAGCCCCUCGCCCACACGCAGACGACGCACGAGGGCACCUCGCGCACCCUCGGCCUCAACCGCAACCGCGGCGAGGUCAUUGAGCUGCGCCUCCGCACCGACGCCCACGAUGGCUACCGCGACUACAAGACGAUCCGUAAGACGCUGUGUCACGAGCUCGCCCACAACGUCCACGGCCCCCACGACCGCAAUUUCUGGGACUUGUGCCACCAGAUCGAGCGCGAGGUCGACGCCGCCGACUGGAAGACGGGCGGCCGCACCAUUAGCGGAGACACGUCUCGGUACACCAUCUCGGGCCAGGCCCGGCACGCGUACGAGGACGACGAAGACGACGUGCACGAGGACGAGGGCGGCUGGACCGGCGGCGAGUUUGUCCUCGGCGGGGUGAGCAGCGCCGCCGCCGCGGAGCCCGGCAUGAGCAGGAGAGAGGUGCUCGCGCAGGCGGCCCUCGAGCGCCAGCGCAAGGAGACGGGCGCCGAGCGCAAGGCCUGCGACGCCCUCGCCAAGGGCUGGCGGCCGUGCCAGCGGCCAGACCCUGAUGAGACGAAAUGA